Molecule: messenger RNA, 6637 nt
Organism: Culex quinquefasciatus (southern house mosquito)
Lineage: Eukaryota; Metazoa; Arthropoda; Insecta; Diptera; Culicidae
Gene: Tusp
Product: tubby-related protein 4
Exons: 11
Coding region: 270-4877 (1535 amino acids)
Molecular function (GO): protein binding
Source: RefSeq, a predicted model, not a curated record
GUGGCGACACAGCAGCGAAAAUACUCAACGGAUGGCAGAGUUCUAUCUCCUUUCUAAAUCUUGCAAGAAUCCUAACCUCGAAAGAAAGUGUAUAUGUGUGCGUAACUCGUGGCAGUGAUAAUCUAUACAGAAGAGAAAAAAAUGAUAACCAACGUAACUUUGUAGCGCGCUUAAAUCGAAUCGAAAGAGAGUGAGUGAGUGAAAUUGAUAUUUUAUCGAUUUCGAGAUUGAGGGCUUUUUAGAAUCGUGACGUGUGAUAAUCGGCCAAGAUGCAUCUGCACUUCGAGAAGAGUACCAACACCAGGUGCGACUGCUCGAUCCUGUCGCUGUCCUGGAUGGGCAAGGUGCCGGAUGAUAUUCCAGAGGAGGAAGGCUGGAAGUUGAACCGGACCAACUACUACCAGGAAGGCUGGCUGGCGACCGGAAACGUGCGGGGGAUAGUCGGGGUCACCUUCACGACGUCACACUGCAAGAAGAACGUCGAGUACCCGCUCCGGACGAACUACAACUUGCGCGGGCAUCGGUCCGAUGUCAUUCUGGUAAAAUGGAACGAACCGUACCAGAAGCUUGCCAGCUGCGACAGCUCCGGUAUCAUCUUCGUGUGGAUCAAGUACGAAGGCCGGUGGAGCGUGGAGCUGAUCAACGAUCGCAACACCCCGGUAACGCAUUUCUCGUGGUCUCACGACGGCCGGAUGGCGCUGAUAUGCUACCAGGAUGGAUUCGUGCUGGUGGGAUCGGUCGCCGGCCAGCGGUACUGGUCGUCAAUGCUGAACCUGGACGCGACGAUCACGUGCGGGAUCUGGACACCGGACGAUCAGCAGGUGUAUUUCGGGACGACCCAGGGCCAGAUCAUCGUGAUGGACGUGCACGGGGCGAUGGUUUCGCAGGUUCAGCUGUGCUCCGACGUGGGCAUCACAGCGAUGGCAUGGUCCUGCGAAAAGUUCAAGAUGGAGGAGGGCGAGGAUACGGAGCCGGGCGUUACCAAUGCUUCUAAACGAUCGUUUGUGCUAGCGGUCAGCUUCCAAAAUGGGUACAUUUAUCUGUUGAAGUCGUUCGACGAUGUAUCGCCCUGUCACGUACAAACCGGUAUGAACGGAUCCCUCGGACUGGUUAUGGAGUGGAGCAACUCUCGGGAGCUACUGGCUGUAGCUGGUAGUGAAUUGCUGCCCGCAUCCCAAAUGUCUGACGCCAACGGUGUUCCGGUGUACAACAAUCUACUGAAGUUCUACACCGAAUCGGGCAACCUGUUGUACUCAGCAAAGAUUCCUUGCACUACGACUCCCGUAUCGGCGCUGACCUGGGGUCACAACGACAAGCGCAUCUUCAUCGCCACCGGAACGCAGGUGCACAUUGCGUGGGUCUCGCGCCGGGUGGCGUCCCUCCAGCUGCUCUGCCGUCUCCAGGUGCAGUCCUCGCUGACGUCGGAAGCGAUGCUCCCGCGGUUGCCCCUGCCAGGCCGGAUAAAAGCGCUGAUUGGGAACCUCUUUGCUCAAACCAUUAGGUGCUGUGUUCCUGACUUAAAGUCGUUGCGGGAAUUUGUGUCCCGGCCGCCGAUCUGCUCAACGCGACUGCACUGCACCAUGAUCCGGCACGACGAGGACGCCAACCAGAGCUCGGGAACCUGUUACACGCUUUACCUGGAGUUUCUCGGCGGGCUCGUUCCGCUUCUGAAGGGGAAACGCACCUCAAAAAUUCGGCCGGAGUUUGUGAUAUUCGACCCGCAGAUUGAUGAAGUCUCUUCAUACUGUACAUAUUCGUCCGAUUCUACCACUACCACAACCAAGAGUUCAUCGGCGUCCAGCCACUCGACUACCGGAACCAACGGUCGAUCCGAUAGCUCGGAAAGUGACAUUGAGGAGGGUUGUCGAUCGCCACGUUUAUCCCGAAAGCGAAAAGCACGAACCAAAAAGCGUCACCCCAGCAGUAGCGAUCGCUCGCCCAACCAGAACUCGGACUCGGCGGAGAACAACGAGGAGCUGGCCUACCUGGACACACUGCCGGAGCACGUGAAACUGGUGGAAGUAACGUCCAACAUCUGGGGCACCAAGUUCAAGAUCCACGGCCUCGCCAAGACUCUGCCAGCGAACCUCGGUCAGGUAACGUACAAAACCUCCCUGCUGCAUCUGCAACCGCGUCAGAUGACGCUUGUCAUUACCGAGCUACGGGACGACUUCCCUACCGGGCCCGACCCGAACUUCAAUCCGAACAUAUUCUCGGAAGAUGAAGAGGAACACAAUCAGCCGCAAACCUCCACGAGUAAUCGGAAGCUAACCGAAUCUGCUCCACCAAUUGCUCCCAUGUCACCACGACCCAAUCGGUUCCCCUCACGUCCUCGCCGCCAAACGCCUUCUUCGCUCGCUUCCGGGUCUAGUUCGAGGCCCACAUUGCCUCAGCUUGGUCCUUUAGCACGAGCAGAGUCUUACGAGGAUGAUACCGACGGACCGGAGGGCGGUGAACCGUCGCGAACCGUAACCACAGCGCCUCGCCAAGGCCUCAGCUACUCUAGCCUAGUUAGUCAAUGCAGUAGACCGUCGUCCGCGUCCAGUAGCCAAUCCCGUGUUGCCAUCUCUCCGCUGUACUGUGAAGGAUCCGUUCCGACGCUGCAGUCACCGAAAAACGCCGUCGCACCUAGUGAUAUAAUUUUCGAUCGACCUCCUGCCGCCGGCCAGACGACACUGAUGAGCUAUUCGAGCAAUACCGACUACGUGAACAACGUGGUCCAGGUGAAAAACGCUCUGAUGUCGUCUGACCACAACCGGGUCAACAAUCAGUCGCACGUAAAUCCGGUUCCACUUAAUCUUAAUCUCAAUCUCGAACGGAUAGAAGCUAAAGCGAGCACCAGUCGCGAUUCGAGUCAUUCCGGUGCCUCGAGCAGUAGACAGGGAACCCCCAAAAAGCAAAACCUCAAAUACAUCGACGAAGAAACUCCAUCGACCUCUGCCACGCCCGUAGUGCUCGAAACAAGUGGGACAGCAAGCAAUAACAGUACCGGUGCCACUAUGAAACGCACUCCUACGGUGAUCUCCAUGACCCCCGCCGUUGCGAGUGGAAUCCCCGAAUCAAUAACGCGCAGCUGUAGCGUUGGCUAUCUGGACAACAUGGAAAUCGUUCCCAGCGAUGCCGUUCUGUCGAUGAUGCGAAAAGAAACGCCCUACAAACGGCUUGUGUUGGUAGAUAAGAAGCGACAGAAGAAAUACAAACGAAAUUUUGACGACCUGAAGCGUACCAAGCUGCGUCAAGGUUGCAAGUCGAAAAGCUUAGACUCUUGCGAUAUACUGCAAGAUUCGCCGAAUCUGAACAAAGAUCUGAUCAACCUGUUUCGGCAAAUGCCCAAGGUAAGUGAGCUGUCGGAGAACGAGAACGACUACUCGUCUUCCGAUCAGCUCGAGCGAAUGCGUCCAUCGACGUCUUCUGCCACCGCCGGUCCGUCAACCUCAACGGCAAACUCCAAACGAAGACCCUCGAUGAAGUUUCCGGGAAUCAGUGGUUGCUCGAAUCAACCGAUUUCUAAAACGCCCAUCCUGAACAGGAAAGAGAAACCCAAGUGUUGCUCGAUCUGCAAGCUGAUUUCCCCCACGGUCAACUCGACCGAAACGGUUUGCGUCAAGUGUCGCAAGAAUGGUGGUCAGAAUGGAGUUGACAAAGAGAACAAUAGCAUCGAUGAUCUUAUUUACGUGGACAUUGUUUGUGCAAAGCCGCCGCAAGUUCCGCCAAAGUCCAAGCGAUCCAUCCUUGAGCAAUACAUCAGUUCGGCUUUCAGUAACCACGGAGACCUUGUGCUGAAGGAUACCGGCAGUACGAGCAGUCCCGGCUGUAGUAAAAGCUUGUUCGAUAGAAAGAACAAUAACAGCACGGAAAGCAAUGGGACUUGCAGUACACCAAAGUCAAAGGCGCGGAAAAACUUUGAAAUCGUUACGAGCUUCACCGACAGCCCACUGUUCAGCAGACGGCAUCGUUCCAUGAACAGAAACGAUUCGUCAAAGCUACAAAGCGAAAACAGCACUCCUGUGAUGGCUCGCAAGGAGAACGGCGAAAGUCGGAAGAGCCGCAAGAAGGACGAAUCACCGCGUCGACAUCGCCGCAACGACAGCUGUCCGGGAACAAGCCUCGAGAACAACAACCCGGAAGAACCUCCGCUGCAACCGGUGGAAAUCACCCCGAUUGAGCAGAAGGCUUCCGUUUCGCUGCACACCCAAGCGCUGACCACCCUGGAGAACAUCAUCAGUCGGCUGCGUGACCUGGACGAGGGUCGACUGACACCUCCGUCAUCUCCGUCCAACUCACGACUGCCACGAAGCUCCCCAGCAUCGCCCGCUCCCAGCAAAAAGAGCAAACGCCAUCAAAGUGCAUCCCCGAUACGACACAUCCUGAACUCGCCACUACUGAACCGUCGCCAGCGGAAGCAGAAGCAGCACACGGAAAGUUCCGACGACGAGAACCAGCUGCUGAACCAGUCGGACGAGAGCAGCGGCGGCGGCGGCGGUGGUGGCGGAAACGGAACCAGCGGAAGCAACAAACAGUACCGCGAUCUGGAAACGUUCCAGAAGGCGCAGCUGAGGCAGAAGCUUAAACGAGGGAAGAUUGAGCCGAACGGAGUGACCAGUUCGUCACAGCCGCAGGCGCCGGUGCGGCGCGAGUUUGUCAUGCACAACAAGGCGCCCAUGUGGAACGAAAACAGCCAGGUCUACCAGCUUGAUUUUGGAGGUCGCGUUACGCAGGAGUCGGCCAAGAACUUCCAGAUUGAGUUUCGCGGAAAGCAGGUGAUGCAAUUUGGCCGCAUCGACGGCAACGCGUACACGCUCGACUUUCAGUAUCCGUUUUCGGCGUUGCAGGCGUUUGCGGUGGCGUUAGCGAACGUUACGCAGCGGCUGAAGUGAAGUACCGCAGCCGUAGAUAAAAACAAAUCAUUGACAUAUCACAUACACAUGCAUGCAUUACCACUUUGUUGUUAAACAUAGACGCACGCGAAGCGCAGCAGCAGCAGCAGCAGCUAUUGUCGAUUUUAGCGAUUUUAGCCGAAAAAGACGAGAUUGUUUGAAUGUUGACCGUUGUGUGUGAAUUCGCGCAGCUAGUUCAGUGAAGGAAAAAUCUUAGUUUAAGCAUUAGUUGCAAAUACUCUUUUGGGGCGCGCACCAAGGCUUCCGUCAUCGGUUUCGUUGUGAAGAUACGUAACGAAGAUAUUACACGUUCAUUACAUCACAUAUCACCACUCAGAUAAAAAUGCAUCAAACUGUAAAAUAAUAUCCAACUUGAGACGUAAACAUAGAAAAAGGUAACCACACAAUGGUGUUUAUUGCAGCCAAUCUAUAUAAAUCGAGGCCUACAGUUUGUGAAGUUGUACAUAUUUGACGCGCCAAAUUAGUCAAAAAAAGUCUUAAUCUUACCCGGGCCGCUGUGACGGCCGAAUCCAUGUGCAAUAUUUAGGUGUAGUCAUGAGGAAGUAAACUGUUGGUUCACACCUCACCCGUUAGACACGCUUAUCGUACGGCGAUGGUCAGUGAUCAUUUGACAGCUAGGUAAAAUUUAUGUUUUGAGACUAAGUGUGUAAACUGUUUCUAGUCAUUAUUGUGUCGCUUAAAACAAUACUUUUGCUUAAACGUUCCUCUCUAGUGAAACUAAAAAGAAAAAAACUUGAAUUUUUCCCGUUCUCGUUCACUUUUGUUUUGUUGAUGGUUCAGUAUUUUGUUAAUGCUCUCUGUUGAAGUGAUUCUUUCCUCUUCCCGUCUUAUUGAAGUAAUUUUAAGGAUCCCGUAAAACCAAUUGAAAUUUGAUAGCAAAAUAAACAUAAGUUUUUGUACGAAACGAACAAACAAAAACUCGCGCAAGUUUUUUUGUAACCUUGCCGCCGACGCUACAUAAUGAAAUUACACACAUUGCAAACUCUGAGAACAAGCACUGCAGAUAUUAUCAAAUCCAUCCAGAGCUGGAAAAAAUAGACAAAACGCGCACUCACUUAUACUCACUCAAGCGAAAUUCACCAAAUAGUAGCAAACAGAUUGAAGCAGAACUGACGUCCGAAUUAGAAGCAAAAUAAAUAAAAACUUAAAAAAAGGCAUAGUGGUAAAUCUACUUAGUAAACUUUUUUGUGAAAAUCAGCAGCAGCAGCAGUAAACAGCCCGUUUUUGUGAUAGAACGAAGCGUUUGUAAUACGUCAAGACACUUUUUUGUAUAAGCUUUUACCGCGUAACGAGAUCAAGAACUUUGCAUGAGGUGUGACACGCAUUUAAAUCCAAAGAAAAAAAAUCAGUCUGGGCGGAUUGUUUUCGAUUGUUCGAUUUAUUUUAACAAUCAGCAAACAAAAACAAACAAACGCAAGUAAUUUUGUAGCCAACGUAAACUGCUUUUUUGUACAUCACCAAACUUUUUAUGUGCAAACACUAACCAAAUACGCAGCUUUGUCGGUGAUAGUCUGAGAGAGGUAGAAGGAGGAGAAAAAAGUGCAGAGGAUCGUUCGGAAAUCGAAAAAAGGCCAUUAUACCUUAAUAUAUUCUAGAUAGUUAGCAUUGUAGCUCGAACAAGAUCAUGCUAGGACACGUUUGAACUCUAUGCGUUAAACUGUCACAAACACACAUACACACCUGCAACAGUCACGAAAUAAAGAUUCAAUGUUACGAAACGAACAGUAAAAAAAAAGUGC